GAUGCAGCCACUCCUGCUGCUGGUGGUCUUUCUCCUGCCCCCCAGGACUCAGACAGGGCAGAUCAUCGGAGGCCGCGAAGCCAGGCCCCACUCCCACCCCUACAUGGCUUAUCUUCGGAUCCAGGCCCCAGUGGGGACCGUCAGUUGUGGGGGGUUCCUGGUGAGAGAAGACUUCGUGCUGACAGCAGCUCACUGCCAUGGAAGCUCUAUAGUGGUGACCUUGGGGGCCCACGACAUUGGGGCUCAAGAAAGGACCCAGCAGCGCAUCCCUGUGAGCCAAGCCAUCAGACACCCUGACUAUAACCAGGAGGAAUUCCAGAAUGAUAUCAUGCUCCUAAAGCUGCAGAGGAGAGCCCGGAGGAAUUCAGCUGUGAGGCCUGUGAGUCUGCCCACGACCCGGAACACCCUUCGUCCUGGGACCAGGUGCUCAGUGGCUGGCUGGGGCCUGGUGGGCCUGAACAGGAGGACAGAGAAGCUCCAUGAGGUGCAGCUACAAAUAGAGUCGAACCAGGAGUGCAACCAGCGCUUCAGCUUCUUCAAUCUCCAAACACAGAUUUGUGUGGGUGACUCCAGGGAGAGGAAGAGCGCCUUCAGGGGAGACUCUGGAGGCCCCCUGGUGUGUAACAGAGUGGCCCAGGGAAUUGUCUCCUAUGGAAGCAGUGUGGGGAUUCCUCCAGCUGUGUUUACCAGGAUCUCCAGCUUCAUGCCCUGGAUAAAGAGAACAAUGAGGCGGUUCACACAGUCAGACUGAGACCCUCCUGUGACUCAUUGUUCUGCUCUGGGGCAAAGUCACAUUUUUUUGGGUUUUUUUUGAGGGGUGUGGAAAGAUAUCCAUAAAUAAACAUAUAAAUACCCAUUACUAUAAAGGAAGUAAGAAGAUGACUCCGUAUUUUAGAACAGAGGACUUGCACAUGUGAGGACCCAGUUGCAACCCCGAGCACCUUCAUAAGCCAGAGCUGAGCAGUGCUCUAGUCUCUAGUCUCUCUCUCUCUCUCUCUCUCUCUCUCUUUUUUUCUCUCUCUGCUUAUCUGUCUCUCUUCCUCUCAAUCCCAUAAAAAAAAAUAAGUCAGGAGACUGGUAAAAUAGCUCACCUUUGUGAGAAAUGGCCUAGCUGGUUGUAACCUUUUCAGUGAUGUUUAUCGAUCCAGUCUGACUACAGACCCCUGACCCUUGCACAUCUAUGUGACUACAACCAUGCCUUGUUUUUCUUCAAAGUUAGCUUAGACUUCCCAGCCCCCUCCUCACUCUUCCUUUCCCAUCAUAGUCACACUGUAAGCUAAGACUUCUCAGCCCCCUCCCCAAUUUCUUCUCACACAUGCUUUCCCAUCAUAGCCUCAUUGUAAGCUUAGACUCCCAAGCCCCCUCCUCGCAUCCAUUCCCACCCCCUUUUCCCCAUGAACAUGGUUAGAUUGUGAGCCAGUUCCCUCUCGACAGGUUGUUCCCAUGUCCUUGUAAUAUAUAAAAAGAUCGUGAAGAUUGCCCUUGGUGUGCUUGCUGGCUUACACCCUUGCACACACACACACACACACACACGUAAAAUUUUGCCUUGCUCAUGACUCUCGGUGUCUGAGUCCUUGUUUUAAGGUAUACACAGUGCGUUUUCUCACUGUUUCCCACACCUUGAUGGCGCACUGCUUUGCCAUGUGCACAAUCCAGGACCAGACCUGGCCCCAUCUCACUGAAGAAAGCCUUGGUGCUAUGGUUUCUCUCCUUCUGUCUCUGUCUCUGCUUCUAUUUCAAAAAGUCAGCCUGGAGCAGUGAAAAUCUGGAGGUGAUCAGAAAA
This is a messenger RNA of Erinaceus europaeus (western European hedgehog), 1783 nucleotides long. Its product is annotated as cathepsin G-like. The transcript has 5 exons. Gene Ontology annotation, biological process: proteolysis. NCBI's taxonomy places the organism in Eukaryota, Metazoa, Chordata, Mammalia, Eulipotyphla, Erinaceidae. Bases 2 to 751 code for a protein of 249 amino acids. The record is from RefSeq and is a predicted model, not a curated record. Gene Ontology annotation, molecular function: serine-type endopeptidase activity. Gene Ontology annotation, cellular component: cytoplasm; intracellular membrane-bounded organelle.